AUGUCCUUCAUCUACCGCACUUCGAGGUUCGCUGCCGCUCGGCCAGUGUUUACCAGUCCCUCGCGGGCAUUCACGAGUUCGAGUAUGAAGGCCUUGAAGGAGAGUGACCGCCACAGGAGAAGAGAGAGGCUGAUGUACAAGAGGGGAUAUAUAGACAAUCCAGACGCCGCCGAAGCCAAUGAGAAACACAAGCAAGACCAGUUGCAGAAGCAGAAGGACGGGAAGGGGCACUGGAAGCCAGAGCUUGCGAGUGAUAGCGAGGAAGCUAUUACUGCGGACCGUCAUGAGGGACAUGGCUCCAUUGAGGAGAUGCAGAAGAAGACUGCAGACCAUGCAGAGAAGAAGCAUAAGCACGGUACAAGUCAAGAUCCGGGGCUAUGA
Lachnellula hyalina is the source of this 381-nucleotide messenger RNA. RefSeq lists its product as uncharacterized. Bases 1 to 381 code for a protein of 126 amino acids. The transcript is spliced from 3 exons. NCBI's taxonomy places the organism in Eukaryota, Fungi, Ascomycota, Leotiomycetes, Helotiales, Lachnaceae. The record is from RefSeq and is a predicted model, not a curated record.